UUGUUCCAUUGUUGCUGCUUGUGCUGUCUUUCUUUGACACUCACAGAGGAGGUAGUUGAAGGACAUUUGAGUUAGAAUAGCUACAGGACAUGAACAAAUGUGGUUUUGUGGCGAGCAUUCCUUGGAUGGCAGCUUCCCGUCCUCCCCGAGCGAGGACAGGGUCUCCAAGCGGCGGUCCUGCAGUACUUUGCUGCACAGGCUGACACAGCUCAAGUCUUCCAAGCAGGGACGGUGCAACAGUGAAAGUGGUUCUGUAUUGGACAUGUCGCUGUCAGGAUCUGAAAGCAGCUUCUUCUGUUCCCCCCCGGAGGAGACCCUGUCUGCAGACGUGGUGGCCACCAUCGCACAAUCCCUCCAGCAGGCGUCACACCUCCUGGGCUGCUCCGCACUCAUCAUCCCAGACUCUUUGCUGGACCUCUUGGGUCAGGAGCUGGUCCGCCUGGCGGUCAGCGAGCCCUGCGGCCUGAAGGGGGCGCUAAUAGACGUGUGCGUGGCCAGGGGAGAUCCGGGGGAGCCGUGCACCGUGGAUCAGAUCGCGGUGGACGCCGGCCUGGUCCCCACUUUCCACGUCACCCUGGUGCUGAGAGCCGAGUCUGGAGGACUGUGGCCCAAAGUGCGGGGGUUCUUCAAAGGCGGCGAGACGUACGGGACGCCUGCCUGCCGCUCUUUGAGACUGAGCCCCAGUUUCAGGGCCAUGAAGAGGAAGUUGUAUUGUUCGGGGGAGCUUCUGAUUGAAGAGUGCUGCUGAGGACUCAGGACUUGGAGCAAACUAACAGCACUCGGCGCACAAUCCCUGGAACCACUUUGUGAAGAAGGCAGCUGCUCACCUGCGGGUGAACUCGCUCUUGAUGGAGCACGGCAGUAUUUGAUGAGCUUUUUUGUACUGGAAACAAUAAAUUAUUUUAUAUACAUAA
Molecule: messenger RNA, 914 nt
Organism: Nerophis ophidion (straightnose pipefish)
Lineage: Eukaryota; Metazoa; Chordata; Actinopteri; Syngnathiformes; Syngnathidae
Product: DNA damage-inducible transcript 4 protein-like
Exons: 2
Coding region: 98-748 (216 amino acids)
Biological process (GO): negative regulation of TOR signaling; apoptotic process; response to hypoxia
Cellular component (GO): cytoplasm
Molecular function (GO): 14-3-3 protein binding
Source: RefSeq, a predicted model, not a curated record